ACUCGAGCCCAGCGUUGCCGUAGCAACGGCACUCGGGCUGGCCGGACGCCUGGGGCCGUUUGGGAUUGGUCAAUUGCCGUUCUUAGUGCUUAAUCCGAUUGGGUUUGUGUCCUGUCCUCUGCCAAUACUUGGCGGGGAUUGGCUGCUCUUGCUUGCUGAAUAAGCGACAAAUCGAGGUGCCUCGCAUUGCCUGUAGACGGAACGCUUCUUCUGUUGGUUAAGUUUUGCUCGCUCGCUUCAGUGUGGAAGCUUUUGUGUCCUGUGCAAGUUGGAAGUCUCGUCAAGCAACCGGACUGGAAAGAGCCUUUGUCCGCCAGUGCCGUGGUUUGACGAUGGAGGAACAUCACACGACAAGAGAGCCCGACAGCUCCUCCAACGAGGAUGUGGUCUCGCUGCGUUCCCCGGGAGAGGACAACAGCUGCAAUGGAAGCAUCCGAAAGGGAUGCGAUCCUUUUGGCCAAUCUCAACGCAGUAAACUGCAGAACCGACGAGCUCGCAUCAAUCAGCAAAUCAACAAAGAAAUGCGCAUGAGAGCCGGAGCUGAGAACCUGUUCAGGGCAACGACAAACAACAAAAUCAAAGAGACAGUGGCUCUGGAACUCAGCUAUGUCAACUCCAAUCUACAGUUGCUCAAGGAGGAACUGGAAGACCUCAACAGCAACAUGGAAGUCUAUCAGACUGAUAGUGAGGCUGUGAAUGUUCCUUUGAUCCCAUUGGGUUUAAAAGAAACCAAGGAAGUCGACUUCAGCACUCCCAUACAGGACUUCAUCCACGAGUACUACGGAGAGGACGGCUUACUCUAUCAAAAGGAGAUCAAAGAGCUUAUGGACCUCAGACAGGCCAUGCGCACGCCGGCUCGGAACCAGACCGGCUUGGGCUUGCUGAUGGAGUACUACAACCAACUGUACUUCCUGGAUCGGCGCUUCUUACCCCCACAUGAGAACCUGGGUGUGCACUUCCACUGGUAUGACUCACUGACCGGUGUUCCGUCAUGCCAGCGAGCGUUGGCCUUUGAGAAGGGGAGCGUCUUGUUCAACAUCGGCGCCUUGUACACCCAAAUUGGAGCGCGCCAGGAUCGUUCAGCCACUGCCGGCAUCGAGCGAGCUAUCGAUGCGUUUCAUAGAGCUGCAGGCGCAUUUGAUUAUCUGAAGGAGAAUUUCUCCAACGCGCCAAGUUUGGACAUGAGCGGGCCAGCGCUGUGCAUGCUGGUGCGACUGAUGGUGGCGCAGGCGCAGGAGUGCACCUUUGAGCGUGUGGCUCUUGGCCCACGAGAUGCAGACUUGGCCUCCUCGCUGCGCCUUGCGCAAGAAGCCGCGCAGGUGUCAGACGUCUACCUGCUGGCGCGGCGGGCCAUGUCGCAGCCGCCAAUGAAGGACUACGUGCCCUUUUCCUGGGCAUCCCUGGUUCAGGUCAAAUCUGAACAUUUCUGUGCGCUUUCACACUACUUUGCCGCCGUGGCGCUCUGCGACCGUAUGGCAUCUGAAGACACGGCGGAAGCGGAAAAAGCUUUACUUCACUUUUACGUGAGCCCGUGUGCCAGGCCGCCGCUGGGCCAGCUAUUGGGAGACGCCCAACAAAGACGAAAGUUUGGUAAAGCCCACCUGCGGCACGCUGUGAUGAGACACGAAGAGGCUAUUCGGCUGCACGGCGUGUGCAAGAUCCUGCGGAAGAUGGAUACAUUGCAGGACGUGCUGGUGCUGGCGCACAAGCGCUCGCUGGACAAGUACUCAGAGCUGGAUCGAGAGGACGACUUUGAACUGACACUGGAGGCUCCGCACAUCCGCCCGCAAAGUCAGCAAGAGCCGGACAUGACCCUGCCCCACUUCGUCCCAGUCGCGGACCUCUUCCAAAGAUUGGGGCCAUUGUCUGUGUUUUGCGCCCGAGGCCCCUGGGGGCCGGCGCGCGCCCUUUGCCUGCCCAGGAGCGAAGGUGGACUCGGCCUGAUGCUCAGAGGAGACUCGCCAGUCUUGGUGGCUGGCGUGGCGGCCGGAGGCUGUGCGGAGGAGGCGGGCCUGAGGGAAGGUGACUACAUCGUGUCCGUUGACGGGCACGACUGUAAGUGGGCCAAACAUGCUGACGUGGUGAGCUUGCUUCAGAUGCGCGGCGCCCGAGAAGUGCGGCUUGCCGUGAUUACGCCGCACAACACUCAGGCUGAGAAAAGGGCCCUUGUCAGCCGUGGCAAAGAGAACGCCGGCGGUAGGCCGACGUUGCGUGUCACCAAAGAGCAGAGUUCGGCCUCCUUACUCAACUGGAACAGGAAGAAGAGGGAAGGCAAACGGACUUGGAACAGGCUGGGGAGUGCCCUCCACUUGUCCUUCGGAAACCUUGGCCACACCUCGGCCACGUCCCGAGACGCGACCGCAGAGCAGCCGCUCGGGGACCCGCGGUGGCAGAGUUGAGUACUCAGAAAUGGCAUUUUCAAGUCUCUCCUGGGGAUGUUCGAGUCGGAAGCGGACCGCUCAGAUUUUGAUGCGUAUCAUUUUGAAGACUCUGUGGCAAAUGCGCCCAAUGGAGUCAUUCUACAAAUGUUUUCAACUACACAGGCUGUUGUCGUAGUCUGGAAAAUUGCUCAUCUUGCCAUCUUGCUCAGCGCACAAUACAAGUCAACAGAACAUGGGCCAGCAUCCGGCCGCGUCGCGCUUGACUCUAGAUGGCAGGGCCCACGGCGCUCCGUUCGAGUUCGGCAAUCACCAACAUGUGGUUGAAGUCAGCCGGGCUGCGGUUAAACGUCUCCACCAAGCCGAACGUCUCUUGCGUCUUGCUAGCGUAGAAGAGCUGCACCUGAUUGGCCAAACAUUGAGCCUGCACCACAGUCUAAUGGGGGGGAAGAAGGCGGAAAAAAAACACGCACAGUUUAUACAGUCAGCUGGUCCACCUGCUGGAUGAAAACAAUUUGAACCAUUUGUGAGGUUUGAGCCGUGCAUCGCUGUGAUUCUCCCUUGGCCAUUGACUACUCGGCUCACUUACGAUGAACUUAGGGUCCAGCUCCGCCGUCACCAGCACGAUGCCCUUGUCCUCCUUCAAGUCCUGGAAGUGGUGGAGGAUCAUCUGGCUGGGAGCGCUCUCUCCGUGAGUCUGCCUCACACACACACAAGCCAAAGUCCAGCGACACUUGACGGCAAAAAAGGCGACGCGCAUGCUCACCUGGAUGUUGAUGAGGGAGGUGAAGUGGACCUGGUGGGCGGACCAAUGACCCACAAAGAACUCGUAGCCCUCCUUCUGAGGCAACGCAAACAAGAACUGGGGGAUAAAAGCAUGAUGGUGUUGACGGGAGAGAACAGAAGGCCUGGUGGCACCUUGACAUCACGUGGGACAAAUGAAACUGCUUUUUCUUUUUUUUUUUAUAACAGUUUACCUUCAGUUCACCUUUACAAAACUAACAAUAAUGUCCUUGCUUUUUAUCUGUGGCAAUUAACUUUGUUGCUUUUAAAUGUUGUUUUGGAAUAAUAACCAAAAUAAUGAUGCA
Messenger RNA from Syngnathus acus (greater pipefish), 3466 nucleotides. RefSeq names its product rhophilin, Rho GTPase binding protein 1 (gene rhpn1). Gene Ontology annotation, molecular function: protein binding. The record is from RefSeq and is a predicted model, not a curated record. Bases 333 to 2399 code for a protein of 688 amino acids. Gene Ontology annotation, biological process: signal transduction; negative regulation of stress fiber assembly. The transcript is spliced from 16 exons. NCBI's taxonomy places the organism in Eukaryota, Metazoa, Chordata, Actinopteri, Syngnathiformes, Syngnathidae.